AUCACUUGUCUUCGAUCGAGAUGUCAAUCCGGAUGGUCUUCCUCCAGCUGCUGCUGUGGACAUGGACAGUGGUGAAGGGUCACUACUACUACGACUACGGCUAUUGGGAGAUCAACGAGCCUCCUCCACUUUGUUCCGACUACGAAAUGCUGGUGGUGAACACCCAUCAGUGCGUGAGGCGCUGCAACAUCGUGUGUCGGGAUCGUGUGUGCUUCGAGGACGGACCCUGUCCGUGUGCAGAUCAGUAUCUUUCGGGGAACCCGGACGGAUUGGUUUGCGCCGCCGAGUGCCUGCCCGGAUGCACGGCGGCAGGUGGCUACUGUGCCGCUCCCGAUCUUUGUGUGUGCCACAAGGACAGACACUACUACUUUGAUCCCCUGUCCCAAAAGUGCCGCCACAGGGCUGCUCGACUGCUGGAUCCCUGCCUCGGGCGCUGCACCCAUGGCACAUGUUCCUCCGACGGACAGUGCAUCUGUGCCCAGGGCUAUGAGCUAAGGUCCAGCUUGCUCCACGGGCAGCAAUGCAUGCCCAUCUGCGAUCAGUGAGUUGGAUUGUCCCUUUAUCAUUCCGCCAGUCUAAUCCCUGAAUAUUCCCCCAGCAAUUGUGGACCCCAAGCCUACUGCUUCGCUCCCAACUUGUGCGCCUGCCGGCACAAGAACCACCAUUAUGCUCACAACGGUAUUUGCUCCAGGGACUAUUGACCUUGGGAAGUCAGCUGCAAGACAAUGGGGCUGUUUUAGGUCUCGCUGACGUCAUCCGGUUGAACUUC
Messenger RNA from Drosophila takahashii, 769 nucleotides. Lineage: Eukaryota; Metazoa; Arthropoda; Insecta; Diptera; Drosophilidae. The record is from RefSeq and is a predicted model, not a curated record.